AUGAAUACCGGUACUAAGAUCAUGAAAAGUGGUAGUGAACCACCAACACCACUCGAACUUGAUGUUUCACAACAAUUGACUGAACUCGAAGGUAAUGCACAAUUUAAAGGUCAAUUACGAGAACUUUAUAUCACUGGAGCAAAAAAAAUUGACUUGAGUGAUGGACGAUCAGCUCUUGUUAUUUAUAUUCCAGUGCCAAAAGUAAAGGCUUUUCAACGAGUUCAUUCAUUACUUGUUUCGGAACUCGAAAAGAAAUAUAAUCAAACUGUUGUUCUUCUUGGACAGCGUCGAAUUUUACCAAAACCAACACGUAAAUCGAAAACACAAUCGAAACAAAAACGUCCAAGAAAUCGAACAUUAACUGCAGUUCAUGAUGCUGUUUUACACGAUCUUGUGUAUCCAGCUGAAAUAACAGGCAAACGUAUUCGUAUUAAAUUAGAUGGAUCUCGUUUAUUUAAAGUUCAUCUUGAUAAAAAUCAACAAACACUUGUUGAAAAUAAGGUACCAGCUUUUCAAUCAGUUUACAAGAAACUUACCGGCAAAGAUGUUCACUUUGAAUUUCCUGAAGUGCUCGUCUAA
Rotaria sp. Silwood1 is the source of this 579-nucleotide messenger RNA. Lineage: Eukaryota; Metazoa; Rotifera; Eurotatoria; Philodinida; Philodinidae. The record is from the annotation of a GenBank genome assembly.